AUGACAAGAAAAAACACGAAUUUACAUGAAACAAUUAAAAACCAACGAAAAUUUUCACCAUUUCGUAUUCUACUAGAAUCAGAUCGAUCAGCUAAAUCAAAGGAUUUACCAGAAACAGUGAAUAAAUCAUUAAAAGUUCUUAUGUCAUUUCGUUUCGAUUGGCUAUCAUUUAUUGAAAAAGUUUGGACACGACUAACAUGUAAUUAUGAAGCAAGAGUUUAUGCACAAUACACAUUAGAUACGAUGGGUGAAUCAAAAUUGGUUGUUCUCAAAAAUUUAGCUGAAGCAAUAACCAAUGCAUCCUUACAUCGAUGUGAUCAUUUAUCAAAUAUUUAA
Molecule: messenger RNA, 336 nt
Organism: Rotaria socialis
Lineage: Eukaryota; Metazoa; Rotifera; Eurotatoria; Philodinida; Philodinidae
Source: the annotation of a GenBank genome assembly